AUGAGUUUAGUAAACCCAGCAUCCGGAGACAAUGAAGUACCAAUGACUGAAGAGAAAAAUGAGAAUUUACUUAUAUCUAAACUUGCUAACGGUAAUACUGGUGAUGAUAAACAAUCAAACGAAAUGAAUGGCGGAGAACCAGUACACGAGGGUUCAGAAAUAGCUAGUGAACACGAAAAUCUUAAGGAGAGAAUUAAACAAUGUCGUAACAUCAUAGAAUCUCUGAAGUUGGAACUUAAUCAAGAAAAGGCUCGCCUGGAAAUGGAAUCCAAACUACAGCCCAAUUUGGAUGAACCGAAAGUUACAACUGAUCCCAUUAGAUCAUUGGAGAUAACAUGUCCUCCAGACUUGUAUAGCACUUGUGUAGAAAAUAAAUUAACAUGUGACGAAAACCUUAUACAGUACGAAAAACAAUUGCAAAGGUAUCAGAAUACUCUUAAUAUGGCACAGAUUGAAAAGAAGAACGCCAUAAGGAAGCAUAUGAUUGCAAAGGCUUACAAAUUAAAGCUGCUGGAAGUCGAAAACCAAUGUAAUAUUGAAUUGCUAAGGGUGAAGCAGAGUCUACAGUGCCUUGAGCCAUUGCAAAUGAUCGCUAAUAAAUGGAAAACAAACACUGACGAAUUUAAUUACGAUUUGGACACCUUUGAGCUGAUGCCGCGAUAUCCAGAACUUCAUGCUGUAUCUGGAAGCGAUGUGUCCUCUGUUAGUGAUUCUGAAAACAAAAACAAAUCUGCAAUUACAUCGGAUUAA
Messenger RNA from Pieris macdunnoughi, 750 nucleotides. Lineage: Eukaryota; Metazoa; Arthropoda; Insecta; Lepidoptera; Pieridae. The record is from the annotation of a GenBank genome assembly.